AUGGAUUUGUGCUUAACUUUUAACUGCAAUGGAAAGGUGAACGGUAACGAUUGGGAGUUAAGCAAGGAGAGUUUAUUUCUACGUGGAGAAGUAAAUAAUGUUCUCUACCCACAAGAUGAAUAUCCAUUGUCCAAUGUGGAUGUCCAACUGUUCAAUUUUACUAUACCUUCUUCAACAGCUGUAUUAGAUUUAAAACAUUAUGUGAAAUGCAUGGCCAUGCAAUUAAAAAUACUCAAUAGGCAUGAAACUUAUAAUCAUGUUUUAAAUUCUAAAGAGGAUAACAUAAAUUUUUAUUACGUAAGGCGAACUGUAUGUGAAUUCAUUUCAUACAUUAGAAUGUAUUUGAACAGUAUUAAGUGGGAUCUUCAAUGCUUACAAAUUAUAAAUGAAGAUAUUGAAGAAGAAUUUAAUUCAUUAUUCAUUACCGUAAAAAAAUUUCUCUGCAGACUACAAAAUAUACCAGAUGCCACGUUUCAUUAUGCACCUUCUAAAUUAGGCAAUCAGUGUAAACAACCGGAAUAUCACAUGUAUCAUAUGCACUUAGAAUUACGAUGGCUUUUUAUUUCGUUAGUUUAUACACGCAGUAUAUGUUAUCAGUAUUCAAUGGAGACUCAAUUAGACGAAUUUGAAAACAUUCAGGGAAUAAUAAUCAACGAUCUUAUUUAUAUUUCAUUGAAGAUAUUUGAAACGAUGCCUUUAUCGAGUUUACAACAGAAAACUCCAUACAAUUGUACUUGCAUUCGUGAAUUGUGGCUCAUACUUCAAGUAUUUAUCGAUAAUUUGUCAGAACGAAUGAAAUCAAAGACUUUUUGGGACUAUGUGAACGAGAGUGUUAAUGGAUUAUUAAAUAGGAAUGUAUCCGAUACUAAGCAAGAAUCUUGGAAUUGUAGCUUACCACCUUGUAAAAAUUCUGAAUUGUUUUGCCUCUGGCUUCUUUACAAUCUUGUGCUUUUAUAUGGGUACAAUAUGGAUGGUAUAUAUAUAGGUGCUAAAUGUUCAAGGAUUAGGCCUAAUUACGAGCAGCUUGAAAAAAUUUUGAAAACGUAUAUCUCUAAGGGUGGAAAAGAUGGCGAAAGAGAUGAAAUUGAUGAAGAAUUACGCAUAAUGAUACCAUUGUUAAAUAAUAUUGUAACAAAUUGGUGGCAACCACGAGUUUCGAUAAUUUCUUUACUUUGGGAUUGCUUUCAUAAAAGAUUAGAUGAACCAUUUUUAUUACAAACAUCUGGUCCUUGGACUUUAUCGGUUGAAAAGAAGACAGCAAUGGAUAUUCUUAAACAAGUAAGAGAUAGAAUUAAUAACACGGAAUGUGUUAAAGAGUCUAGUUAUGGAAUGUUUUUACGUUUGCUUGGAUCCUUCUUGCAAAUAAAUUAUGGUAACAAUGAUACAAGGUAUUGGAACCAAAUUAAAGGGCGUAUCUAUUCAAAAUUUUCUAAGAGCAAAGUACAAGUAUUUUCCUUAACUGGGUUGUAUAAUUUCAUUUCAUUGUUUUUAACAUUAGCUGUUACCGGAGAUACCACAAACGUAUGUUCAGUAAUGCUAGAUCUUUUACCACUGACAAAAGAAUACAAUAGUGAAAAUAGUAAAAAGUAUAUUUUAAUUUGGAAAGGCAAAUUGGCUAUUCUUCUUUUAUACAAUGAUCUUAGACUUAAUUUCGGAAACAUAGCAUCUUCCUAUAUAGAUACGGUGAAUGCAAUAAGUUGCCGUAAAGAUGAUACCUCUCGUUCGAUGAUGGUCCAUUUUGUUGAUGUGUUUAGUACAAUUAUGUCAUCUAGUACAAUGGAAUUAGGAGAAUAUCAACUGCUCGACGGCUGGAUAGAUCGGUAUUUACUGGAAUGUCCGACUAAAAUGGUCGGAACAAUAACAAAGGUGCUAGUUAACAUCUUCGAAAAAUGUAUUUCACUUGCUCCAAGUUGCCCUAAUUCAGGUAUAAAUGGCAUAGAAAAAAUGUUAGAUGCGUUAUGGUGUUAUGUUGCAUGUAGAGUACGUCAACUUAUUUUUGACCCCAUAAUGACCGGUGAUUAUUAUCGGGAUGUCUCGAAACUUGCUGCUGCAUUUACUUUGGAAGCAUUGAGGAAUCCAGUAACAGCAAAGAAGCAUAGCCACUCGGCCACGUCUUUAUUUCAACAUUUUUCCUCGUCUGUAAUUGUAAAAGACAUCAGAAUCACAAGAUGUUUCUUGGUAUUAAUACUCGAGCAGAAACAAGCAGUUCAAGCUCUACAAAAAGAAAUAAAAAAUUUUAAUACAAUAGUCAUACAGGCAUGGAUAAAAUGUUCUAUAAUUGGAUACAAUACAAAUGGUGAUGAAAUAAAAAUCAUACAGAAUUAUAUAUUACAAUUGGAUGAGGUACAACAAAUAUUCGUGACACCUCGCGAUAUUCAAGAAUUUCAAGAUAGCAAUGAAUCCAUUUUAGUAUUUAUAAUGCAUUCUAUGAAGAAACGAAAUACUUUGAAGACUGAACAAGAACGAAUGCAACACGACGCAAAAUGGAAAUCGUACUUUAAUCAUUUAGAAAAAUGGAUUCUUACACCGAUUACAGAGGAAACUAAAGAUUCAGAAUUAGCUUUGUGGAUAUAUAGGUGCAUUGGAACGUUAAUUCUUUGUACUUCUACAAUGCUAUAUUCUAAAAACGUACCGAAUAAUAUGUUCAGAACAUUAUUAAAUAAGACUAUUCUUUCAUUGGAUCAGCCAUUCUUACAAAAUUUAGCAAGAAAAACAUUUUCCAUGAUACUUUUAGGAAUAGAGGCUCUCAAUGUUAAGAGCGAUAUAUCACUCCAAGUACUAAUACGAGAUCUCUUCGACCAAUAUGUGCCACUUCUAGUAACUUCAAUUAACAAUACGAAUAAUUUUAAAGUAUCCGAUUCAUUACUGAAAUGUUUUAGAGAUGCAAAGGCAGAUUUUUUACGUUUGGUAUUCGAGAUACUGAUGACAAAUUUUGUUACCAUUUCAAGUGACAACAUGAUGCACAAACACUUCCAUUUAGUAAUAAUAUUUUUACAAAGUCUACUCAAAGGUGAAAAGAAUUAUGCACGUCAUGUAACGGAAUAUAUUAUUUCAAUUUGUACACCUUAUAUUGUUGGAAGCUAUAUCAAAGUUCACGAUCAUCGUCCACAUAAACAACACAUCAUAGACUUCAUCACUAAUGUUAUUAGGAAUUCAUAUUAUAAAGAAGACCAUAUAUUACAGGAAACGUUUAAUAAUGUAAUAUGCAAUACCGUCCAAAAAUCAUUAACAACGAAUCAACAUAAUACUUUCGAAUUUUUGCGGUCAGUUUUAUCGAUAAAGACCGAAAUAAUAGAAUAUUUAUUGCCCCACAUUGAACAUACCGUAAUUAACCUUGAGAAGAAUCGACGUCCAAACGCGGCAUCUUUAAGAUAUUCCUGGAAUCAACUUCAGAUUGCUAUGACAAACAUAAAAGAGAAUCGAUUGUAAGGUUUAACAAAAUUUAUUAACAAAUAGUGAACAGUAUCGAAAUGAUACUUUGUUAUUAUGCUAAAAAUUCAUUACGCAU
Hylaeus volcanicus is the source of this 3508-nucleotide messenger RNA. Its product is annotated as protein MMS22-like. Gene Ontology annotation, biological process: double-strand break repair via homologous recombination; replication fork processing. Gene Ontology annotation, cellular component: nuclear replication fork. The transcript is spliced from 19 exons. NCBI's taxonomy places the organism in Eukaryota, Metazoa, Arthropoda, Insecta, Hymenoptera, Colletidae. Bases 1 to 3429 code for a protein of 1142 amino acids. The record is from RefSeq and is a predicted model, not a curated record.